Molecule: messenger RNA, 582 nt
Organism: Dioszegia hungarica
Lineage: Eukaryota; Fungi; Basidiomycota; Tremellomycetes; Tremellales; Bulleribasidiaceae
Exons: 1
Coding region: 1-582 (193 amino acids)
Source: RefSeq, a predicted model, not a curated record
AUGCAGCCAACGCAGCUCUUCCUCCUCCUCGCGGCCCUCGUCGCCCCGCUUGCGCUAGCCGCACCCGUCCGACCCCCCACCGCUCCCGUUCCCGUCUCUGACAUCCUCUCUGAUCUUCCCAAUAUCGAAAUCCACGACCCCCCUGCGGCGCGACACCACCAGAACGGCGCCGAGCAAGACGAGGCUGACGGUGUCGGCGAGCACAAACGAGACGACGGGUUGGGAGAUGAGAAUGACAAGUGGGGUCUACGGGCGGCGCGCGCAGGCGCUAAAGUCAAAAGGGAUGACUCUGUCGACGUCGACAGGGCCGUCAAGGAACUCAUGGACGGAGUAGCAAGUGCCAGGGCCAAUGCGGCACACGAUGCCCCCGUCCCUCGGGCGGCGGUGGCAGAGGAGAAUGGAGCGAUAAGGGACGGGGACGUCGAGUUGAUGCAUAAGCGGAGCAUACCGGUCGGGAGGCACUUUUCGGACAUGUGGAAGCUCAAGCGGAGGGGAGUGGUGACUGAGGAAGUGGGGGUGCAUCGGGUGGAGAGCAGGGGUGAGGGUGGAGCGGGGGCAGGGUUUGUAGGUGUGGAGGGCUAA